AUGGAGAAUAUUGAAGGUCUGGACGAGAAAACCGUGCAUAGAAACGGUAGUGGGCUGUACCUACAGGGUUGUACCUACUUGGUAUCCAUGCUUGCUCGAUUUCCGACUCCAAGGUCGAUUCUAGAAGCAUUGACGCAUUUAGUGGAACUAGGGCGAUUGAUUCGACUAGAUGAUGAAAGGCUUUUGCAGAUCGCUAGUUACUAUCUGCGCUUGAACGAGCUGGAUACAUUCUUCAAUUUACUAAAACGGUACCCUCGGUUUGUGUCAUCCAGAGUCGGGUUUUUGCAGAUUCACCAUUGGCUACGAGACACCGGUACGGCAGAUCUAUUCGAGGACGUCGACUUCUUGCUUGGGCCUCACUUUGACACAAAACUUGCCCUAAUGGCAGCUCUUAUGAAGAUAAGGUUAGUGCGUGAAUUAGAGGUGCUGCAUGCAGUAGUACAAUCUGUGGGCACCAAGGUUCCUGCAGAGAUUGCUGACAAGAUUCUUGAAUAUACAGUGAGUAUUCUGGCCGUUGCAAAGCACAAGAUUUUGUACGACACCGAUCAUUCAGAACGAAUCAGGAAACUACGCGACCACAUCCAAGCCCUUUUUAUUGCCGUUCAUAAAAGAACUACACGUACAUGGCCUUUUAUCAUUGAAGGUGUGCAGAAGGGCACUGAAGAUUUAUGUUUGGAUCAUCCUGAAGGACCGUCCCCUCGGUUUCCGUCCUUUCGUUGCCAUCUAUGCGAAGUGCUGGAUGCAUGGCGGGAUACACCCGAAGCUGUUGACUACAUUACAGAGCUUCUGAAUGUUGACAAGAAAUGA
This is a messenger RNA of Aspergillus steynii IBT 23096, 807 nucleotides long. RefSeq lists its product as uncharacterized. The coding region runs from base 1 to 807 and encodes 268 amino acids. The record is from RefSeq and is a predicted model, not a curated record. Lineage: Eukaryota; Fungi; Ascomycota; Eurotiomycetes; Eurotiales; Aspergillaceae. The transcript has a single exon.